This is a messenger RNA of Seriola dumerili (greater amberjack), 3039 nucleotides long. RefSeq names its product activated CDC42 kinase 1-like (gene tnk2a). Gene Ontology annotation, biological process: protein phosphorylation; signal transduction. Gene Ontology annotation, molecular function: protein tyrosine kinase activity; ATP binding; protein binding. The transcript is spliced from 18 exons. The record is from RefSeq and is a predicted model, not a curated record. Bases 1 to 3039 code for a protein of 1012 amino acids. NCBI's taxonomy places the organism in Eukaryota, Metazoa, Chordata, Actinopteri, Carangiformes, Carangidae.
AUGCAGAGUGAGGAGGGGACAGAGUGGCUGCUGGAGCUGCUGACAGACGUCCAGCUGCAGCAGUACUUCCUGCGGAUCCGCGAUGAGCUCAACGUCACGCGACUCUCCCACUUCGACUACGUCAAGAACGAAGACCUGGAGAAGAUCGGCAUGGGGCGCCCGGGUCAGCGGAGGCUGUGGGAGGCGGUCAAGAGGAGAAGAGCCCUUUAUAAACGCAAGUCCUGGAUGAGCAAGGUGUUCCCGGUGAAACGAUCCGACGGCGACCCCCAGCAGCCCCUCCCCCAGGCGGCGUCAUCCACCCAGGCCCCGGCCACUAGCGAGCCGGGAGCCUCCCUCACCUGCCUGAUCAGAGAGUCGGAGCUGCAGCUGUUUGAGCGGCUGGGGGACGGCACGUUCGGAGUGGUGCGCAGAGGAGAGUGGACGGGUCCCAACGGCAUAGUGCUGUCCGUGGCAGUGAAGUGUCUGAAGGCAGGCGUGUUAGACUCAGACGGUCUGGACGAUUUCAUCAGAGAGGUGAACGCCAUGCAUUCACUGAGCCACCAGAACCUGAUCCGGCUGUACGGCGUCGUCCUCACACAGCCCAUGAAGAUGUUGACGGAGCUGGCCCCUCUGGGCUCCCUGUUGGAUCGUCUCAGGAAGCGUCAGGGUCACAUCCUCAUCUCCUCCCUCUGUAACUACGCCGUGCAGGUGGCCUGUGGCAUGGCCUACCUGGAGCAGAAGCGUUUCCUCCACAGAGACCUGGCCGCCCGCAACGUUCUGCUGUCCACCAAUGAGACGGUGAAGAUCGGAGACUUUGGCCUGAUGAGGGCGCUGCCAACGCACACCGACCAAUACAUCAUGGAGGAGGGCCACAAAAUCCCCUUCCCAUGGUGUGCUCCAGAGUCUCUCAAGUCUCGUACUUUCUCUCACGCGUCUGAUACCUGGAUGUUCGGGGUCACUCUGUGGGAGAUGUUCACCCACGGACAGGAGCCGUGGCUGGGCCUUAAUGGGAGCCAGAUCCUCCACAAGGUGGACGUGGAGGCAGAGAGGCUGUGCAAACCAGACGACUGUCCUCAGGACGUCUACAACGUCAUGCUGCAGUGCUGGAGCCCCAAACCCGAGGACAGACCGACCUUCAUCGCCCUCAGAGACUUCCUGCUGGAGACGAUGCCCACGGACAUGAGGGCCCUGCAGGACUUUGAGGAGGAAGACAAGCUGGAGAUUAAAAUGAACGACGUCAUCACCAUCAUAGAGGGGAGGGCAGAGCAUUACUGGUGGCGAGGUCAGAGCAGGCGGACGCUGCGUGUCGGUCAGUUUCCCCGUCACGUGGUGACGUCGGUCGCCGGGCUGUCCGCCCACGACAUCAGCCGACCGCUCAAACACUCGUUCAUCCACACGGGACACGGAGACACGGACCCUCACAGGAGCUGGGGCCACGCAGACCGCAUAGACAGUCUGUAUUUGGGGAACCCCAUGGACCCCCCGGAUGUCCUUGGAAUGGACUCGGGUAUUGCGAGACCGACCAAACUUCCCAACCGUGCCAAGAAGCAACCUCCCCCUCGUCCACCUCAGCCUGCUGUUCUGCUGAAGAAGCCAUUCUACGACUCGGUGAUGGACGAUUACGACGACGAUGACGACACCAGCGCGUCGUCGGGGCUGAAGAGGCUGGGAGUGUCCCUGGGUCUGAAGCUCCGGCCCUGGGAGGCGUCCGGUGUGCGCUCGGCCAAAAGCGAGGUGUCGCUCAUCGACUUCACCGACGACAGCUUCAGCUCCACCACGCCCUCACCGCUCACUGAGACGCAGCAGCCGGAUGAGGACACACUGAAGGACACUCCCUCCAUCCUGGACUGGCCUCUGCCUCAGCCGGCGUAUGACGAGGUCGCUGCGGAGCUGGAGGACCAAUCGGAGGACCAGGAGGUGCGAUCUAUCAACAGGGGACUGACAGAGGAGACCGCGGUCACGCCCGGUGGUGGUAUUGCGGGCAGGAGCGAGUCACAAUCAGCUGACCUCUUCCAAGAACUGCAGAGAGAGGUGAUGGUGAAGCUGCAGGUUCCCAUGGCAACCGGUCGCUCCCUCCCUUCUUCCCCCCUCCCGAUGCCUCUGGCUCCCUUGGCCCCCCACCGACAGAUCUGCCUGCCUCCUCCCUCCCCCUCCUCCACCUACUCCUCCUCCUUCACCUCCUGCUUCGAGGACCGCCCUGUGCUGCCUCCCCGCAGCCCCGUCCCCCCGCUGCGUCCCUCCAAACACGGCGUCUCCAGCCGCAACCCCCACCCGCAGGCGCGCUCCAGCUCCAUAUCUCUGGGGGACGAGGAGGACACGCCCCCCCAGAUCCCACCCAGAGACCACGCCUUCUCUCAGCCGGGCUCCCGCUCCUCCUCUCCCCUCCCGCUGGUGCCGCCGCUCUCCUCCUCGCCCGUGGUGCUGCCUCCUCCUCCCCUCUCCGUCUCCCCUCGCCGGGCGUCUGGGCUCCUGGGUCCCCUCCUGUCCUCCAGUUCCCCUUCCUCCUCCUCUUCCCUGCCUCAAGCCACAUCCCAUCCUUCACGCCUCGCAGCUCCCAGGUCCUCCUCCUCCUACUCCUCCAGCUCCUUACUGGAACCUCUUGCCUUUCGCGAGGGACGUGGUCUGUCCUCGUUGAUUGACAGCUCCCAGAGCUCUGCUCCCGCCCCGCUGCCCGAGAGACCAGCUUUUCUGGAAAGAUACGGAGCAGCCAACAUGGCGGCUGUCAAACCGAUGGUGCAGCAGCCCGGUGGGGCCAAGCCAAAUUCCUCCUACAACAACAACAACGGGCGAACUGCGGCUCCCAGCAUGCAACAGGAUCAAAGCAUCACACAGGUGCAAGGAGCAGUACAUGGUGUCACACUGGAAGAGUGUCAGGCCGCUCUGCAGACUCACAACUGGAGCAUCCCUCAGGCCGUAAACCAUUUGAAGGUGGAGCAGCUGUUUCGGCUGGGACUGCGGUCCAGAGCCGAGUGUGAGGAGCUUCUGCAGCGCUGCCAGUGGAACCUGGAACAGGCCAGCACAGUCAUGCUGGACACAUACGGACCACAUCAAAACAGGUAG